This is a messenger RNA of Papilio polytes (common Mormon), 2239 nucleotides long. Its product is annotated as ras association domain-containing protein 10. NCBI's taxonomy places the organism in Eukaryota, Metazoa, Arthropoda, Insecta, Lepidoptera, Papilionidae. The transcript is spliced from 6 exons. The record is from RefSeq and is a predicted model, not a curated record. Gene Ontology annotation, biological process: signal transduction. Bases 217 to 1485 code for a protein of 422 amino acids.
GCAUGCGCGUGCGCUGGUCGUGUAUCACACGAAGUAUCGAUAAGUGUUAAAGUGUAAAUUACACUCGAGUGUCAAGUGUUUGAGUGUAGAUUUGUGAUCUAUGUGUUUCUAACACGGAUUUUGUUCUUUACACUUCUUGGAGUUUAUUUUUGAUAACUCUUCCUAGAGCCAUCAAAUAUGAGAUGAUUCGACAGUAACGUUAAGAGGUGAUGUAAUAUGGAGGCAUCGUCAUCGGACUACAGCGACGAAGAGGUGGGCGUGCUGGCACGAGGGCAGAAGCUGUGGGUGCGAGGCGUGCGACCACACACCACCUGUGCGGACAUUGUGCGAGCGCUGCAGGACGCACCUGAAGCAGGCAAUGGACUGAGCGAGCAAGGGGAAUGGGUCUUAGCGGAAAGAUGGCGAGGUGUAGAAAGACCUUUGCCUCCAGAUGCACCUGUACUCCACGUCCUAGCCGCUUGGGGAGAUGCAAGGCAUGAGGUAAGGUUAUCACUCCGUCGAUUAUCAAGCGGUGGAGAGGAUGACUCGGGUCGUGAUAGCGACGCCGGCAGUCGAGCCAGUGCGAGACGACGUCGCAAGAAAGGUCUCCGAGCUGCCACGCCACCCCCCAGAGCACGAGAAGACCCAGCAGCCAAACUAGUCUCCAUCAUACAACAUCAAAGCAGAACUAUACAUCAGCAAUUGGACAAGCUAAGAGAGCAAGAAAAAGUAAUCGAUCAUUUGGAAGAUCAAACACACAAGAAUCGAAUGGAAAAACACGGCACUAACUAUUUGCUCGAAUCAUAUCUCAGAGAUCUCGGGCGUUGCAGUGAAGUAAAUGACAGUCAGGCCGGAAACAGCGAUAGUGGUGUCGGCGUCGGCAGCGGUACUCCCCCAAGAAGGCACACCAAACAUAAAUCAAGAAGAGAAAGACAAUUAAUGAGAGAACAUUAUUUUACUAAAGAGUUAACAGACAUUUGUCAAGUCAAUUCAGAAAGAUUAGUACAGACCCACACGGACACGGAUUCAGACGUCUCAGCUGAUGAAUUAUCAAGAAUACGAGAAGAAAUAGAAUUACUAGAGAAGCUCGCGAUCAUUAACAAAAGGUUGCAUCGAGAAGAGGAAUUAGUAGUCCGAUUAACGGCGAAAGUAAAAAGAUAUAUGGAUGAGAAUAAAGCAAACAGUUGCGAAAAUGUAACACAAGUGACAAUGCUCCUAGAUAAAAUAGAAGAAGAGUUGGCGAAUACAGCACAAGAGAUGGAAAGUAAUGCUAUCGAAUUAGAGAGAACAGAUAGAGAAAUCGAGAACAGAAUUAAAUUACUAGAUGAGUUGACUUUAGAAGUGGAAGAAGAAGAAUUACAGAACACGAUACUCGAAAGAAAUCUCAAUGAAGCUUCAUGUCGGCAACCGAUACUGCUCCAUGAAAGCUAUAUACCUGUAUUGGAGCAGGCUAACACCCAACUUGUGUAUGAACCUACAGGUUAUGUUCUAGACACGCUUGUAUGACACAGGGAGCGGUGCAAAAUUUGUCCCAAAGAUGAACUUUGUAAUUACCAUUUAUAUAGAUUUCCAACCCUGAUAGUGAUCAUAAUCCAAAUCAAAAAACGAUCCCCAAAAUUUUGAUCAUGUGUAAAUAUAUUACUUUUAUGGCCUGUCCCACCAAAUUGUUAAUUUACUGAUAACAAUCGAAAGUGUAAAAUAUGUGAAGGAAAUAUUGGAUUUUGUUCCCUUUGUCAGCGACGUUAUUUUUAGCUAUAUAUCCCCUCUAUUGGUCAUUGGUGGGACAGGCCCUUAAAGAUAAUUACAAUAAUUGUUAAAGAUAAUGGUGCUAAAUCUGUGUAUAGCUACUGUAUACCAAUAUUUGUAAGAAUAGUUAAUAUGAUAUAUUUAUAUUUUGUGUCCAAUACCAAAAAUAAUUUACAAAACCACCAAUCAUGUUUUAUUAGUUAGGGCUAGUCAAUUUUGAUCAAGUGACGAAAUAUUCGUUCAGAAAGGGCAAAAAAGCGAAAUUGUAAUGCAAGAAAAUGUUGGAUUUAGUUAAUGUUGAAAUCGCAAGUAUUUGGCCUUCAAGGAGUCUAUCUUUCUCUGUAAAUUAAUAAAAAAAAUACAUGUUUAGCCUUUUUAAAUAAAAAUGUCACUAAACAAUAUUGAGCUAAAAGUUUAUAAAAAUGUAUAAAUAUCCCAAAAAUUGUGUAAACUGAAAACUUGUUGAAUAUGUUUAAUUUUAAAUGUACAUAAAAAAUAAAUGGAUAUAGAUUUA